Messenger RNA from Doryrhamphus excisus (bluestripe pipefish), 8177 nucleotides. The record is from RefSeq and is a predicted model, not a curated record. NCBI's taxonomy places the organism in Eukaryota, Metazoa, Chordata, Actinopteri, Syngnathiformes, Syngnathidae.
UUGGGUUCGAACAGUCUCUCAGUGGGCUCAACCACUUUUUAAGUGACCACUUUCGCAAUGGAGUCUGGUGUGCUGUUUGGUCCUGUUAGCUGUUAGCUCUUUGGUCCUGUUUCUUAUUUUGAUUCCGUUCCGAACUGAAAUGGCUGUGAUGAUUGGCAGGAGGUCCCAGCCUGUCUCGGACAGCUGCGCUCAGAAUAGCUAGCAUUCCAACACAUGCGCGUGCACACACACACCGGAAGUAGAAAGUUGACUUGGGUGAAGCGGGAAUUGACAGGCGAUGUCACUUUAUUUGUUCGGCGUGGAUCAUAUGUAUGAACGUUCCUCCCUGAUGAGGAUAUCUCCUUGUUUUCCUCCACGCUAAAGUCGACGCUCAUCAGAGGUUGUCUCCUCCACAGGUGAGGAGCAGCCAUGUUGGCAUCCUCUACCCUCCCAUUUCUCCUCCUCCCCCUUUUUUUCCUCUUCCUGCCGACACCACUCACGGCCUCAGACUCGUCGGUGCGGUGGGUGACACUGCGCGGUGCCCCCCUCGGUCACCUUGCGUUGGACGCCCAGGCAGGGCUUCUGUACGUGGGCGGAGUGGACCACCUGUACCAGCUGACCUCUGACCUGGAGCUGAUGUCCCACGUGAAGACCGGCCCUCACCUGGACUCAGUGGACUGUGUUCCCCCGAUCUCCCUGAAGGACUGUCCCUCAGCCAAGCCCACCAGCAACUAUAACAAGAUGUUGCUACUAGAAACUGGACAGGGAGAAGAACCUGGUACUUUGAUAGUCUGUGGCUCGCUUUACUACGGUAUCUGUGAAAAGAGGAGUCUGUCCAACAUUUCCCAGCUGGUCUACCAGUCGUCCAACCCCUUGGACAAUCAGUUUGUUGCCGCCAACGACCCUUUUGUCUCCACCGUGGGCAUCGUGCUCACUACGAGGUUAGCUAGCGGCCAGAUGCUUCGUUUCAUGCUAGUCGGGCGCGGCUAUACCAGCAAGGGUUUCCCAUUCGACAUCCCGCCCAUCACGACACGGCGUCUCUACCCGGUGGUGCUUCCUCACCGCGCCUUUGUUCAGGAGGAGGAGCUUGGCAGACUCUUCAUCGGCAGCUACUCCAAGUACGACACCAACUUCAUUAAAGUGGUCGCGCUGGAUGACCACGUCUACUUUCUCUUCACGCGUGUGGCGGAGCGCUACAGGGCGGAGUACCGCACCUACGUCUCCCGUCUCUGCAUCUCCGACCGCAAAUUCUACUCGUACGUGGAAGUGCCGCUGCUUUGCCACGGGGGCUACAACCUGGCAAGGGGGGCGUGGCUUGGACGACACUCAGGGAAGCCUGCGCUCUUUGUCACCAUGACGGCCGGGUGGGAGUCCACAUCCAUGGCAACAGAUAACUCAGCUCUGUGCGUGUACGGUAUGGCGGAGCUGGAUGCCAUGAUAAAGGAAGCCAAGGAGUCAUGCUACACGAGAGGAGGGCGCGGGGUCAAAGGGCAGGAGGAGGCCUACAUUGCCUACAGCCGCUCGUACAACUGUCUCAAUCUCCCCAAGGCGUCCGUCUCCCAGUGUCCGUGUGGGUGUGAGCACACGCCCAAUCCCAUCGCCAGCGUCGGUUCUCUGGCGGCCACGCCUGCCAUCACCGCCACCACCCAGCUGACUGCCGUCGCCACAACAACAGAGACCGGACACACGGUGGCAUUUGUGGGGGACCACGAGGGACGACUACACAAGGUUCUGGUGCGGUCAGACGGUUCAGGCGAAGUGUACGGGACCGUGAUGGUGGACAGCGGCAGUGCAGUUGGCCCUGACCUCUUAUUGGACGCCAGCCAGCAGAACCUCUUUGUUCUUACAAGUAACAGGCUGUCCAAAGUUCCGGUGUCAUCAUGUCACACCAACACCGACUGCCAGUCCUGUCUGGCCACCAGGGACCUGUACUGUGGCUGGUGCGUCCUGGAGGGAAGAUGUUCCCGGCAACACGAGUGUGAGCGCCACCUUCAGGCCAACCACUGGAUCUGGAGCUUUGACUCCUCGAAGCAGUGCAUGACUGUGCACAGCGUGCAGCCAGCCAAUCAGAGCAAAGAUGAGCAGACUCAGGUCACACUGUCGCUGGCCCAGCUUCCCGUCCUUUCGGCGACGGAGUCUCUCUCCUGUGUCUUUCAUCAUCUCCCACCUCAGCCGGCAUUCAUUACCGGGACCAGCAUCACCUGUCAAUCACCUGCGCCUGAGCUCCUCCCACCGCUGCCCACAGGACGCGAUCACAUGACACUGCCUGUGUUGCUGAAGUUUGGUCACGUGACCAUCACAACAGCCAACAUGACCUUCUACGACUGCGGAGCCGUCAGCCACCUCAAUCAAACCUCCCAGUGUCUAGCGUGUGUCGACAGCAUGUGGAAGUGUAACUGGUGUCCUCUGGACCAACAAUGUACUCACAGAGACACGUGUGCUAACCAACACAUCAUACUCAACCAGAGGGACUCCUCUGGUCCAGGUCAGUGUCCUCUGGUCUUCGGUCUUCAGAGUUCUGCCGUAGUUCCUGUGGGCUUAACAAGCAGUGUGGUUCUGAAGGCUGAGAACUUGCACAUCUACAAGGACGAGGCUCAGUAUGUGUGUGUGGUGGACAUCGAGGGUGUCCAAGUCAACCUAACAGCAGAUGUCCAGAAAACACAGGACAACACACACACCUUCACCUGCAGCCCCCAUCGGUUUGACUAUGCUGCCAGUCAACUGGUUUAUUCAGCGGCCAUCUUCCUGAGGACAGGAACCAGACGCAUCGACGCUUUACCUGGUCUUCAGUUGCAACUGUACAACUGCUCAGUCGGCCAAUCGGAUUGUUCCCAGUGCUGGGUGGUCCCUAAGGAGUACGGCUGUGUGUGGUGCACAGGAAGCACCGCCCCCAGCUGUGUCUACAACCAAACCUGCAACGGCAUCCCCUCAGAAACAUGCCCACCACCGCAGAUCACGCAGGUGCACCCACUGUCUGGUCCUCUGGAGGGCGGAAUGUUGGUGACAAUUAGUGGCUCCAACCUGGGAAUGAGCUACCAUGAUGUUGUGGGCGGUGUUACAGUGGCAGGUGUGGACUGCCCUCUCCAACCUGAAGAGUACAAAAUAUCCACCAGGGUCGUGUGUAUGCUGCAGGCCAGCCAGAAGCAGAGAGCAGGGCCUGUCCUCGUUACCACGGGAAAAGGUCCACCAGGAAAAUCCGCCAUGAACUUCAACUAUCAGGACCCACGUAUCCUGGGUCUACUUCCUGAUAAAGGUCCGCUUUCUGGAGGGACCAGGUUGACGAUCAAAGGACGGCAGCUGUUGACGGGCCAGACGUCCCACCUGAACGCAUUCCUCGGAACACAACACUGCUACAUUGUGGAGGAGGUCAGCGACAGCCAGCUGGUUUGUCUGACUCUUGCCAGAAAUCAAACCGGCAAGGUUCCAAUUCGGGUUUUGUUCAGUAAGGCAGAGCGUUCCAUUCCCAAUGUGACAUUCCGAUACGUGGAUGACCCUGUCAUCAUGGACGCCAUGCCGACGGAGAGCUUCUAUGCAGGGGGGCGGGUCAUUUUGGUGAGUGGCAGAAAUCUUGAUGUGGUGCAGGAGCCAAUCAUGUCCGUGUGGGUGGAGCCUGUGGACGUCCAGAGAGUGAAACGUAGAAAACGACUGGCUCUUUUCAACGCCAGACAGCAGGCAGUCGUGAACACCAUGGACACGGUCUCCGAGCGCUGCUCUGUACUGUCUUCCUCUCAGAUGACCUGCCCGACUCCUUCCGUCCCCGCAGAUGUGAAAGUGAAGGGCGUCUGGUUCCAAAUGGACAACGUGCGAAUCCAUUACGAGAGCAUCAAGGGCAAGAGCUUCACCUACCAUCCAAAUCCUCGGCUCUUCCCUCUCAAUCGGGAAGCUCCAGAUGCUCCAUAUUACUUCAAAGCCGGCGGCGUGCUCGCUGUGGAGGGAGAAGACCUGACACGUGCAAUGUCCAGACAAGAAGUGACAGUUCUGCUGGGAGACCAGGAAUGUGAGGUGAAGACAUUGGACAGCACACACCUGUACUGCGAGCCUCCUGAGGUGCAGCCAAUGAGCGUGGACGACAGCAGCAGGUUGCCUCGUCUCCAGGUACUGAUGGGAUACUUGCAGGUAGACUUGGGAAUGGUUCAGUACGACAGCGACCUUCUGCUGCUUCCCAUUCCAUUGGGUGCUCAGAUCGGUUUGGGGGCGGGAGCGGCUGUCAUACUCCUUUCCGUACUCGUCGUCAUACUCAUGUACAGGAGGAAGAGCAAGCAAGCCCUCAGAGACUACAAGAAGGUUCUGGUGCAGUUGGAAACGUUGGAGAUCAACGUGGGCGAUCAGUGUCGCAAAGAGUUCACUGAUCUAAUGACGGAGAUGAUGGACCUGAGCAGCGACGUAGGAGGACCAGGUCUUCCCCUUCUGGACUAUCGCACAUACGCAGAGAGAGUGUUCUUCCCAGGCCACCAGGCAGCCCCUCUCAGCCGACACCUGGACCUACCGGAGUUCAGGAGACACACGGUGGAACAGGGUCUCCAGCAGCUGAACAACCUGCUCAACAACAGGCUCUUCCUAACCAGGUUUAUCCACACGCUGGAGGCUCAGCAGGGCUUCUCACAGCGCGACCGCGGUUACGUAGCCAGUCUGCUGACCAUGGCGCUACACGACAAGCUGGAGUACUUCACCGAAGUCAUGAAAAGUUUACUGCAGGAUCUGGUUCAGCAGUACGUUGUCAAGAACCCCAAACUCAUGCUAAGAAGGACAGAGACGGUUGUUGAGAAGAUGUUGACCAACUGGAUGUCCAUAUGUCUCUACUCCUUCCUCAAGGAGGUGGCAGGGGAGCCCCUCUACAUGCUCUACCGGGCCAUCAAGUACCAGGUGGACAAAGGUCCAGUGGACGCAGUGACAGGAAAAGCUAAGAGGACACUCAAUGACAGCCACCUUCUUCGUGAGGACAUCGACUACUGUGCUGUGACUCUAACAGUGCUGGUGAAGAAUGGUGCUGAAGUUCAACCUUGUCCCGUCAAAGUGCUCGACACGGACACCAUCACACAGGUGAAGGACAAGAUCCUGGACCAGGUCUACAGAGGAGCUGCUUUCUCUCAAAGACCAGCAGCUGACAGCUUGGAUUUAGAGUGGCGUUCUGGUCAGGCGGGUCACCUGACGUUGUCGGAUGAUGAUGUCACAGCCGUGGUUCAAGGUCGCUGGAAAAGACUGAACACGCUGCAGCACUACAAGGUUCCAGAUGGAGCUACGGUUGCUCUGGUUCCACGGUCUCAGAGUUCCAGUGGCACUCGUGUAAACCAGGUGUUUCAGACUGGAGAAAAAACGCCGAUGCUGGAGAGUGAAGAAGAAGAGGGGCUUCGACUGUGGCAUCUGGUGAAAAGCAGUGAAGAUCCCGAAAUUCCCAAACACAGGAAGAGCAGUAUGAGGGAGAGAGAGAGAGCAAAGGCUAUACCUGAGAUUUACCUGACCAGACUGCUGUCCAUGAAGGGAACACUCCAGAAGUUUGUGGACGACGUCUUUGUGGCCAUCCUGAGCACCAAGCGUCCUCCUCCCAUCGCAGUCAGGUUUUUCUUUGACUUCCUGGACGACAUGGCGGAGAAACACGGUAUCGAUGAUCCAGAGACUGUUCACAUCUGGAAGACAAACAGUUUGCCUCUCAGGUUCUGGGUCAACAUCCUGAAGAACCCUCAGUUCGUUUUGGACGUCCAGGUCACGGACAGCAUUGACGCUGUCCUGUCCGUCAUCGCUCAGACAUUCAUUGACUCGUGCACCACAUCAGAGCACAAAGUGGGACGGGACUCUCCAGUCAACAAGCUGCUCUAUGCCAGAGAAAUCCCUCGCUACAAACAGUUGGUGGAGAGGUACUACAGUGACAUCCACAGUGCUGCAUCUGGAUGCUACCAGGAGAUGAACUCCACUCUGACUGAACUUUCUGGGAGCUUUGCUUCCGAGAUGAACAGUCUUGUUGCACUUCAUGAACUCUACAAGUACAUCAAUAAAUACUAUGACCAGGUCAUCAUGUCACUGGAGGAGGAUAAUUCCGGUCAGAAGAUGCAGUUAGCCUAUCGACUGCAGCAGGUUGCCGCCCUGGUAGAGAACAAGGUCACGGACCUCUGAUGACCUGCGACCUUCAUCAUAUGGAAACUCAAGGGGAACACUUCCAUCAGGGGCUCUGAGAGACACUGGAAACACAGCACUGUGCGUGUGUGUAUGUGUGUGUGUGUGUGUGGAUGAAGGCAAAGGUCCACUAUGACAAUCUAAAUUGCACUACAGUCCUCAUCACAAAGCACAAGUGGUCACAUGUUGAUGACAUCAGACAUGCUGUCAUCAAUCCUUCAAUUAUCUUCAAACCAGCACGACUUGAUUGAUAACACUGUCAGGGAUUGGAACCAUCUUUUCUGUCUGAUCCAAUUUCCUGACCUUUUCACUCAAAAUGUCUCCUGGUCCAGGAUUGGAGAAGUUACCAUGGAAACAUUUUAGUGCUAUUUAGUGCAUUUGGUUCUGUUUGCAUUGAGAUUUGUUUUAUGUAUGAUUGACACAUGUCGGGCCACCUCCAGUCAGCUGUGUGUGUGUAUAUGUGUGUGUUACUAACUUAUUGAGUGUACAUACUGUAAGCCCUAUUUAAAGUUAUUUAUCCCAGCUGUGCCUUCACUCUUGCAGCUAGGUGGCGCUGUGUGAGCUGACAGCAGCUUGAUGUUUAAACAGCAGGGAAAACAAGAGUGACAACACAACUCAGAGGCUGCGUUGUUAUAAGAGAGCUAACGUCACGACAAACAGAGCUAACAUUCGCCUGGUGACAGAAUGUAGAGGCCAUUGUCAUUACGCAAUACGUACCUGAAACGCAAACGCUUCUACGCAUGUGCAGAAGGCAUCUCCAUCCGCUAGGCCUAUUUUUUUCUGCAGUCACGUUAGACAUGUGUAAUCUAUACCGUCUGUUUAUAUUUUUUUGUGUUAUGACAGUAAUAUAUGUCACCCCCCUCAAAAUUUUUUUUUUUAUAACAUAAUCUAUCUGUACAUAAUCUAUGUACAGAUGGAUGGUAUUUCUAGCUAUGGUAAACCUAGCUAAAUCAUCUCGAUUAAUUCAUAAUUGCAAUAUUAGACUAUUUGAAUAUAAACAUUAUUAAGACAAAGUCUUUAAUUAGAGUCACUUAAAAAUAACCCCCAAUCUAUUACAUAUGUAAAGUAUGGUUAUUGACCAUUUAUGUUCAUACGUUUAAAAAAAAACUACCACAGCACGUGACGUGAAGCUAUGACAGAUAUUUUGCGCAUGCGCAGAACCAAUCACGUUUCCAGCACGGAUUGCGUGACAACACGAGCACAUAUUUGUUAGCCAGCUAACAUGACAAGUGUUAGCUUGGAUGAGACUAUGCUAGCUACAAAGAUGUUUUUAUGGGUUUUAAAUGUGUAAUACAACUAAAACAGUUCCAUCUGUUUGCAUGUUAGCAAUGCAAAUGUCAUUCACUAAUGGCAUGCUAUAAUCUCGCUGUUUUAGCUGUGUGAUGCUUACAAAGCACAUCCAGCACUAUAUGCUAGCUAUUUGAACUACUUUGCUAACGUAACACGCAUGUUGUUUUGUUAUCAUCAACCAGCUGGCAUGACUGAAGCCAAAACGAUCUACACAAUGGAGAUGACAGCAGGAAAAAAAAGCAAUAAUAAUCACCACACGGCUGUUUUUCAUGAUAGUGUUUCCCAGCUGACUUCACCGGUGUUUAUUAAUGUACAUAUUCUUAUUAUGAUGCAUCCUUUUAUGAAUAAACAGCUCAUAUGAUAAAAGAUAAAACAUUUAAAUGGACAGUCCAAACUAUCUAACAGAAGGUUCCUUCUUCUGCGAUGUUGCUCUUCCUUCCAGACUUUUUCUGUUUUUGCCUGCUUUGUCUUUGUGGACUUCUUGUUAUAGAUUUUGCAUGCAUGUGAAGAUGAUGAAGAAUUAUGGUGCUUCUUCCAAGAUAUUUUGGUCAGAAAGAUGAUGAUAAUGAUGAUGAUGUGUAACAGGAGUUUUGACCUUUGACACUGCUGAUCUUUGUACAGUUUUUUGAAUGAAAUGAUUGUCUUUGUUACUUUUUCUACAAGGGACAAAAAAAAGAAAUGCAGGAUUAGUGUCAUCUUUUCUACUGAUUUUGAGAAUGUGAUGUAAAUAAUGAGAACGCUGAGGAUGAUGACUGAUGUUUUUUUUAAAGAAAGGCCAAACACUUUGUAACAUGACAAAA